This is a messenger RNA of Schistocerca gregaria, 5191 nucleotides long. RefSeq names its product zinc finger protein 62-like. The transcript has 6 exons. Gene Ontology annotation, molecular function: chromatin insulator sequence binding; RNA polymerase II transcription regulatory region sequence-specific DNA binding; DNA-binding transcription factor activity, RNA polymerase II-specific. Gene Ontology annotation, biological process: regulation of transcription by RNA polymerase II. NCBI's taxonomy places the organism in Eukaryota, Metazoa, Arthropoda, Insecta, Orthoptera, Acrididae. Gene Ontology annotation, cellular component: chromosome; nucleus. Bases 218 to 1666 code for a protein of 482 amino acids. The record is from RefSeq and is a predicted model, not a curated record.
UCACCGAGCCCCAUGCCGCGAAAGGCAGUUGUUCCGCUCUCCCCACCCUUCUGCUCGAAAGUAAACACAAUUGUGCUUACCUUAUCCGCCCCCCCACCCACUCGACGCCACGCGCCUUCCAAUACGUGUUGUGUUGAUAGCCAAUAUCCACUUAUCAGUUUGCCUUUUCCCUGUAACAACUGAAAUACUACGAGAGCAAAUAGCUGGUGAUGGUUGUAUGCAUGUAAUGGAUAUCGUAACGUCAGAAGGAAGAAGGUCACAGGAAAGAAUGAUUUUGGAAGGCCUUUUGAGAAAUGGAGAAAUUACAGUAAAGGAAGAAGUUCUGAUUACCACAUCCCUGGUUCCAGUUUUACCUACACACAUCAUAAAUGUGAAGGAAGAACGGGGAACAAGAACACCUCCACCUCCUAUCACCAAAACAGAAGUAAUAGAUCUUGUAGAUGAAGAAGAAGAUAAUGGUGGUGAUGAUGCUCGCAGUCAUGAUGGAAUGGAUAUAACAUCACAGCCACCAGUAGUAGCUGACUUCUUGACUAUUGAUCGUAAUGCAGCACCACAACAUUCCACCGUGAAGCAACUAGAUGCUCCACACUCAGUUAUGUGUAACCCAAGUGUACCCUCUCCCUUGAGACUCUUAGAAACAAACAACGAAGACAGUCUUGCUCAUGAACUAAAAUGUUCUGAGCCUAUUCGGAUAGAUCCUCCCUCAAAAUCAAAUCAGACAAGCAAUGACUCCAACACUGCACAAGAACCCCAAUGCUUGGGUCCAUUUGAAGAAUCAUCAUGUGUCAAGUGUCCUAAGUGCUCAAUGGUAUUGACAGGAUAUUUUCAAAUUCUCAGUCAUCGUUGUGUUUGCAUAUACCUUUGCAGUGAGACAGUGAAAAAAAAAAUUAAAUGCUUCUUUUGUGUGAAGGAGUAUAGUACUGUGAGAUCUUUGAAAAAGCAUAUUAAAACAUAUGUUCAAAAGACAUACGUAAAGUGUAGCAUUUGUGGUCUGCGCCUUACCAGUGAAUCUUCUUUCAGAACACAUGCACUGACACAUACAAAUCAGUGGCCAUAUCGCUGUGACAUCUGUGGUCAGGGUUCUGUAUCAGAGUAUCAGUUGGAGAAUCAUAAAGCCACUCACGCAAAGGAGAAGUCUUGGAUGUGUGAUGUCUGUGGAGCCAUGUUUCACAAUCAUGCAAGACUAAGGAGUCACAAAAUGGUUCACUCGGAAAGGAAACAUGAAUGUGACUUGUGUUACGCAAAGUUCAGAGAACGUUAUCAACUCAAUGAACAUAAGAGGAAGGUACACUCUGCAGUGAAAAUUAAGUUUCAGUGUGAACACUGCAGUUCAGCUUUUACAUCUAAACACCAAUUGAAGUACCAUAUAGAAAUGAAACAUGAUGAUAAUUUUGGUGGAGAAAGCUUCAUUUGCUCUGUGUGUAACAAAGAAUUCAAACAUAGAUUUGCUUUCAAUAGGCACAUGUAUAAGCAUAAAUAUCAGAAUGAAAAUGUGAUUUACACAUGUGAUAUGUGUAAGCGGAAUUUUGCACAAAAAUCCUCUCUCACUAGGCACAUUUUAGAACACAAUGGGAAACAAUUCAGUUGUACUCACUGUGGAAUGUUAUUUACACAGCGAAGUAGUGUAAAAAGGCAUAUGUUAAAAUCGCAUUUCAGUGACAGAUGACACUUAUGUUUAUGUGGGAGAGACAAAAGGAAAACAGGAUUUUGUGACCUCUGUGACUGAUAGGAAAAUCUUGUGAACUGUUGGACUCUUCAUAUUGCUCUCCAAAUUAUUAUAUACUUGAUGUUUUGAUCUCUCAUGUGAGAUCUUCUUCAGGGUUGACAGACAAUUGGACAUGUCAAAAGAAAGUGUAUGUUCACACACAAAAGACUGUUUCUUCCCACUUUUUCAGAGUAGUGCAGUUUUUGGAUAAAAAAGUUUUGAAACUGCUAAUGGUAAAUUCUGAUAACUGAUAAGGAAAUAGGAAGGAGGAUACAUUAUUAUAAUAUAAUUGUUUUCUUGCCACUGAGGUGGCUUCCUGAUAACAUUUACUUGCUCAAUGGUGGGUAGGCAUGAAGUCAAAAUUUCUUAAUGCAUGAUUUUAAAAAUCCUUUACAAAAAUGGUGGGUCGCAUCUGAACUUGCAGUAUUCAGGUUCUGGAAACAGUUGUUGUGAUCUGACAAACAAGGUCAUAGGGAAAGAUUAAGAAUUGUGUUAUACCAUAGAUUAGAAAGUGUAAAUUUCUGAUGCCCCAAAUAUCUGUUUUUCCCAGAAUAUAUGGUCUCCCAUAGGUAGACAAAGAGGGAUGUUCAGUGACAUGUCUUGUGAACAGGGUUAACUUUCCAGUGUACUUUUUAGUUUGUCGUUUAUCACAGAAACUGAAACAUCUGGUUGGGAAAAUGAACACUUUCUUGAGGGAUUCUGAACAUUCAUUAUAAAUGUUGUGAAGGAUUUCAAAAAUUUGUUGUAAGUAGUACACACAGUGAAGAUAUCCAGAACUGACAUCCUGAUUAGUUUCAAUGUGACUUUUUUUAAAGACAUCCCAGUAAUAGAUGCUAUGUAGUUUUUUGGCAGCAAAAUUGCUAUAAAUAUAUGUGAACUGGUCAAAAUCUGCACAUGGUUAAGUUGUUUUGAAUCUAAACAAUAAAUUUUUGAGCAUCCUGAUGAUGAUGCUGUGUGGUCACUUUUGUUGUCAGUAGGAGCUGACAUUUUUUGGGAGCAUUCCCAGGAACAGGCAUUAACUAAUGCAAAACUAAAACCGGUUCCACAAUGUCAGUGUUUCCGAGCUUGGGGUAAUCACACCUUGAGAGAUAAAAUAGAAUUUUAGGGAUAAAAACAGAAAGAGUUCAGUAUUCACUACCUCAUUAGACUCGUAAGUUUUAGAUAAGCACUAAUUCUAAAAUUUUUAAAUUUGAAUGUUAACACAUGAUAGACAUGGCAGAGGUUACAGCAGAUGUAUUUAUGACACUAUUUGAAAUUUACGCACUGCAGUGAUGACAGUUAGCUGCAGCUCACCACUUUCUUAGAGCAGCAUAUCCAUUACUGGCUCCACGUAGGUACCAGCUUGCUCAUCGUUCUUUUUAUGUUAGUCAGUCAUUUUCUUGCCUAAUGCUAGUAAAUCAUCAGACACGUGAAGUGAAUGCACAAUCAUUGCCUCCGAUUUUACUACAUUGUUAGCAUAUUUCAUAUUGUUAGAUGAGAAACAAAGGAAGGUGAGUGGAAGUUUUCCUAUUCCAGAGGCAACUAGUAGCUGAGAAAUUGUUAAUUUACAGCAUUGCAUUGGUAGGUGUUUGUACUCAUGGAACACCUUCCAUGUUGUGCGUUUGCUCUGGAUUGCACACAUUGGUGAAAAGAGUUGCUCCAAAUGCAACAUUCAGCCAGAAUCAACAAGACUGGGAUUUAAGACUGUUUUCCAUUAACAAAGGAAUAUUUUCAGAAAGUAAAGUUCAAGCCAAAGCAGAAUUUUUUGGAUUUAGUGAAGACAACACACUGAAAAUAGAUUUAUCUUAAACAGAACUAGCAACAUUUUGGUGAAAGAUUAGUCACCAGUAUUCUUUAUUAUAAGCAAAAGCCUGAUUCCAUUUGCCACAACUUACAGACUUGAAAGCAGAUUUGCAAAUGGGGUGGCAAUGAAAACAAAAGUGAGGAACCAAUUGAAUUUGGAAGAUGAUUUACAAUGUGCAUUGGCCGACACCAAACUGAAUCUGAAGAAGGUUAUCAAAAAUAAACAUUGGCAAAACUGUUACUGACAUUCAUUAUUUCUUGGCUUAAUAUAACACCUAGAAAAAUAUUUCAUUUGUUGAACUUUAAUGAAAUAUGCAUUUCCAUGUAGUUUUAAAAAUAGGGAUGUUCAAAAAAUCUAAACUUCCCUGAGGUACUGAACUCAUGAUGUUACUGAUCUCUGUAUAAUCUCGUUCAAGGGUAAAGGUCCAACAAAAAUUUUGAACCAGUGCAGUAUGUGAUGACAUAUUUGUUGUAUGAUCAUGCAAAGAAGAGCUAUAUAAAUUACACAGUUUCCUAAAUAACAUUCCCCUUGGAGAUAGUGAGGUUGACCUCCUGUUCCGAGAUGUGUUGAUCUAUAGAAAACUGAUCAAAGCAAGAUUUCUUCAGGAAACAACUGUUGGUUAAUGGAUAUAAUGAUUUUUACAUUAACAGGGCCUUGAGACGAAGUCAUAAUAAUAAUGCAAACAAGUUGAAUGAGGAACCUUCCUCAAAUUCUGUUACCAUUUAUUACUAGAGUAAUUAACUAUGUAGGAAAAAUCAUUCUUUUUUUCUAUCUAGAAUGGAUGUGAUUAAGAUUGAUUGACUCUACACUGCAGAAAUUGAAGUGAUAUUUGGUUGUGACAAAGAAUAUACUGGCAAGACUGGGAACACAAUAAAGUAAUAUGUUAAAGAGCAUGAAUGCCACACACAUUUACGACAAAGGGUAUAAUCUGCAGUACUUGAGCACCAAGGUGAACAUGACAAAGUUAUAGCUUUUAACAACAUGAGAGUUCUAUGUAAAAAAAGUAAUACUUGUAAAAGGAAACUGUGUGUGGCAGUUGAAACGUAGAAGAAUGAGCUAAUUACUGAUAGAGAUGAUGAUGGCUACAGGAUUGUGGACUUCAUGGCUACCUGCCACAAAAGGAAGUAAAAAUGUAGCCAUAGCAUGUGAGGAACAUAAAUGUCUAUCAGGAAACACACUCAGUAAUUUGAUAAAGUUCCCACACUUCUUGUAGGAUAUACCCAAUGACAUUGGUCCACCAAUAUCAGUGUAAGAUUUUUCACAAAUACUCCAUUUCUCUGAAAAAAAACUUGGGAAAACAGCAUUUUUAUAAGAAAAUACGCCAUUGUUUUUCAACAGUGGUGAGCCACCAGAGGACACCUAAAAUUUGUGAAUGAACUGUCCUGUAAAAGAUCGUUGUCGAGGGAUUGAAGCAGCAAGUAUUUUAGUUAGGAGGAAUUUAAUGCAGCCUAAAAGCUUGAAAACUUUUAUCUGUAAAUGGAAAGCAACAAUGGACAAAAUGCAUAUGUGAAUUUCUGUGUAGCUAUUUUAUAAGAAAUUAUUGACCAUUAUAUUGUAAGUUAUCUGUAGUUCUUUCUCAUUUUUUUUUUCCACUGGAAUUUUAAACCAACAGAAGACAACUACCUUGUGAUUUUCUUUCUUGCUCACAGGUGUCAUAAAAUGUAAUAAUGUUUCAGUCAUAAAGAUAGUUUGAACAAUGAAAA